Messenger RNA from Malassezia vespertilionis, 186 nucleotides. RefSeq lists its product as uncharacterized. NCBI's taxonomy places the organism in Eukaryota, Fungi, Basidiomycota, Malasseziomycetes, Malasseziales, Malasseziaceae. The record is from RefSeq and is a predicted model, not a curated record. Gene Ontology annotation, biological process: outer mitochondrial membrane organization. The coding region runs from base 1 to 186 and encodes 61 amino acids. The transcript has 2 exons.
AUGAGCCUGCCCAACUUGCGCGGCAUAUUUCGCUCUUCACGCACAGAGGCACAAGAGUACGAGCUGCGCCGCAAUGCAUGGCUGCGUCUACUGGGCUUUGCCAUAUCUUGUAUUGCAAUUGUGCUUGUAGCGAACCGCGCAAGUGUGCUUCGCCGACUCCAGCAGGCGCGUUUGGGCACUGCAUAA